GUAUUUUUUUUAUUUCCAAAUUUUUGAGAAAUUAUCUAGGAAAAUAAAAAUUUUGGCCUGGCAACACUGAAUGGCAAGGAAUAAUAAUAUUUUCAUGUGACAUGUAAUGUAAAGUAUAUUAAUACUUUUGGUACAAAAUUUUAGAAAUUUGAAAUUUUUUGUUGUAUUGCUAUCAAAAAUAUGGCCCGUAGAACUUCUUUUUGUUCUAAAUGUACUUGUAACAGGUUACUUUUUCUCUCUAUUCUUCUUCUUUCCUUUGAUGGCCUUACAGUAGAAUAUGUGGAGAGUGUAAAUGAUUUUUCAGAUGUUUGCAUUGAUCCACAUGUACCAUGUGAAUCAAUGAUGUCAAGUGCAAUGGCUGCUAAUAGCGAAAGAACUUUUAUCAUGGUUAAGCCCGAUGGCGUCCAAAGGGGCCUUGUGGGAAAAAUCAUCAAGAGAUUCGAACAGAAAGGAUUCAAACUGGUUGCUCUCAAAUUUUUGUGGCCAUCGGAAGAACUCCUCCAAAAACACUAUGCAGACUUAGCUGGCAAACCUUUUUUCCCUGGUCUAAUCAAAUACAUGAGUUCAGGCCCAGUCGUUCCCAUGGUAUGGGAAGGUUUGGGUGUUGUUAAAACUGGCCGUGUACUUCUUGGUGCUACCAAUCCAGCUGACAGUGCCCCAGGUACCAUCAGAGGAGAUCUCUGUAUCCAGGUUGGACGCAACAUCUGCCAUGGAUCUGAUGCUGUUGAAUCUGCUAACAAAGAAAUUAAUUUGUGGUUUAAUGAAAAGGAAGUGGUAUCUUGGACAUCAGCUGAUGCAAAAUGGGUGUAUGAAGAUUAGAUUUUAAUAUUUUUAUAAUAAUUAAGAACAAAACGUAAAUAAAAAAUAAAGUCUUUCACUUCCUGUUUUA
This is a messenger RNA of Psylliodes chrysocephalus, 889 nucleotides long. The record is from the annotation of a GenBank genome assembly. NCBI's taxonomy places the organism in Eukaryota, Metazoa, Arthropoda, Insecta, Coleoptera, Chrysomelidae.